ACUCCUUACCACGGGGGGCACGGAGAGCUCGCCGGCCGCCGCGAUGGACGCAGGCGGCCACGGACUGACGGCGGACACGUACAACGACUUCCUCUUCGGCGGCGACGCGGGCGCGGUCACGGACGCGACUGGCGUUCUGGGGACCAUCGCGGCCAAGAUGCCGGCGUCUUUCGCCGGCACCCACGACGCGGAGUUGCGGCAGCUGGGCAUGGAUUUCGGAAGCGCCAUCCGCCACUUCCACAGCAGGCCUCUGCCGCAGGGGUCCAUGCACGAGGGCCCGCAGGUGAUGUACCCCUACGGCGAGGGCCCCGAAGCCGCCGGCGACCUGAUGAAGCGCUACACCGCGAUGCUCCAGCACCAGGCGGACAGCCCGCUGGCAAGCCACCUGGACGUGCCCGUUCCCGACGACGCUCCCCUCUGGUGGGAGGGCGCGCGCGGGGCGGUGGGCCUCAGCGGCGGCACCGAUGCCGCGGCCGGGACGGCGGGGACGGCGGCCGGGCUGAAGGUCGCCAAGGCCGGGGUGCUCGUCGCCGCCGGCAGCCUCUUUUCUAAGCUGCUCGGCCUCGGCCUCCUCGGCUACGUGGCGGCGCAGGCCAUGGACGCGGUCGCCGGCAAGCCGCCGAAGGCGGAGGAGGAGCACGCGACGCAGGCGGGCCCCGUGCGCGAGCCGGUCGGGGCCGCGCCGCCGGGCGAGGCGGCGGUCGCGGCCUGAGGCCGCGUGCGUUGCGGCAUCGACGGACGCAGCACGCUGACCAUCCCCUGAGAUCCAGGCGCCUGCAGGGCUUCAGAGGAGGCCGAGGUGCCGCCCUGCUCGUCCCGGAGAGUCCUCGUCGGCACGGCAGGCUUCUCCGUGAAGUUCUCGCCAGAACGCAUCCGGGGAGAGGUCCGGGGAAUGCCCCCCGACCUUCCGCGCUCCCCGAGAUCUGGGCGCUGCAGCUUGUUCCUUCUGUUCGUUUGCGCCCGCCCUCGGGCUCCAGGGCCAUGCCAGAUCGAUGCGGCUCGAAAAGUGCGCAGGAAGGUGGAGUCCAAGGCUUUGGCUUCGCACCGUCAGAUCCCAG
Messenger RNA from Prorocentrum cordatum, 1058 nucleotides. NCBI's taxonomy places the organism in Eukaryota, Dinophyceae, Prorocentrales, Prorocentraceae. The record is from the annotation of a GenBank genome assembly.